CGUGUUUCAAGGGAAUCCUGGUUCAAGCUGACAGAGAUAACAGGGAGCAUUUCAAGCAGCUGGUGCACGAGUUACAAGCAAAAGGAGUUGGGAAGGUGAACAAAGCCCUGACUGAAUCCUUCAAAAUCCUGAGGGAGUUCAGAGAUGCAGGACAAGGAGGCCUUUGCAACCAAGCAAUCAUGCUGCUCACUGAUGGAGCUAUGGAAGAUUAUGAAUAUGUCUUUGAAAAAUUCAACUGGCCUGAUCGUAAGGUUAGCUUCCAAAGUGAAAAACAGAGAAGAGCGUAGAAAAUCAACUGGUCUGGUCCGUGUUUUUACAUACCUUAUUGGGAGGGAAGUCAGCUUCGCACAGAAUGUGAAAUGGAUAGCUUGUAACAACAAAGGCUACUACACACAGAUAUCUACUUUGGCUGACGUGCAAGAGAAUGUCAUGGAAUAUUUGCAUGUACUUAGCCGGCCAAUGGUUAUCAACCAUGAUCAUGACAUCAUAUGGACUGAAGCCUAUAUGGAUAGCGCUCUCUUUGCCUCUCAAGCUCAAAGUCUCUUGCUUAUGACAACAGUAGCUAUGCCUGUCUUCAGCAAAAAAAAUGAAACGAGAUCACAUGGCAUCCUUCUGGGUGUAAUAGGGUCUGACGUUCCACUGAGAGAGCUUCUUAAGUUGGCUCCACGAUACAAACUGGGUAUCCAUGGAUAUGCCUUUCUAAUUACUAACAAUGGCUACAUUCUGUCUCAUCCCGACCUCCGGCCACUGUACAAAGAAGGGAAAAAGCUGAAGCCCAAACCCAAUUACAACAGUGUUGAUCUUUCUGAAGUAGAAUGGGAAGAUGUAAAUGAAACUUUACGAACAGCAAUGAUCAACGGAGAAACUGGUUAUUUGUCCAUGGAUGUGAAGGUGCCCAUGGAUAAAGGAAAAAGGAUUCUGUUCCUCACUAAUGACUAUUUCUUCACUCAUAUCAGCGGCACUCCAUUUAGCUUGGGAAUUGUUCUGUCACGAGGAUAUGGUGAAUAUGUGCUGCUUGGGGACACUUCAGUGGAAGAAGGUUUGCAUGACCUUCUGCAGCCAGAUUUGACCUUAGCCAAUGAGUGGAUUUAUUGUGUUACAGAUAUUGAUCCAGCUCACAGGAAGCUAAGCCAGUUGGAGGCUGUAAUCCGUUUUAUUACAGCAGAAGAACCUGACCUUGAAUGUGACGAAGAGUUAGUUCAACAGGUUCUCUUCGAUGCCGUAGUUACAGCACCUAUGGAAGCUUAUUGGACGACCUUGGCCCUCACCAUGUCCAAUGAAACUGAAGAUGGUGUGCAGGUGGCCUUCAUGGGAACUCGGGCUGGUCUCAUGAGGAAUACCCUUUAUGUAGGAACUGAGAAACUAUCCAACAAGAACUUUUUGACCAGUUAUGAUAAGGAAAGCAUUUUCACCAUGGACCACUUCCCCCUUUGGUAUCGUCGAGCAGCUGAACAUCCUCCAGGGAGCUUCAUUUAUAGCCUUUCCUUUGAGGAAGAAGCAGAGGGAAGUUUGCCUGAGGCAGUAACAGUAAGCACAUCUGUGACUGUCACUAUUGGUGGGAAGACAGGAAUUGCUGCAGCGGUGGGGGUGCAACUUAAAUUGGAAUGGCUCCAGCAGAAAUUAUGGGAGGCUACACAGCAGCCCAAUGAUACGGAUUGUAGUAAUGUGGAAGGUCUGUGUCCAAUGAACUGCCGCGAUGAUAAAUUGAAUUGCUACCUUAUUGAUAACAAUGGAUUCAUACUUAUUUCCAAAACCUCUCAACAGAUUGGAAAAUUCUUGGGAGAAAUAGAUGGUUCUGUUACGACUCAACUCGCAAAUAUGGGAAUGCUCAAAGAGGUGAAGAUGUUUGAUUACCAAGCCAUGUGUAAAGUGCCCCAUCACCAUCACAGUGGUGCCCGUCCUCUUCUCAGCCCAAUUUAUACAUUAUUGGCAGCAGCAAAAUGGAUGAUCACCGAUUUCUUCAUAUUCCUUUUGGAAUUUAACAUUUUUAGUUUCUGGCACACGGAUAACUUGGCUGAUGCCAAAUCCGUUUUUCAUCAUGCUCACAGACAUAAGAAACACGAUAUGCUGCAACCCUGUGACACUGAAUAUCCCGUGUUUGUGUACGAGCCUGCUAUCAAAGAGGCCAAUGGACUAAUUGAGUGUGGAGCCUGUCAGAAGAUGUUUUUGGCGCAGCAAGUUAUGAGCAGCAAUCUUCUGCUCUUGGUAACCGAUGCCACCUGUGAUUGCAGCAGCAUCUUCCGACCUUUUGCAUUGCAAGCUAAAGAAGUCAAAUAUAACAGUUCGGUGAAAUGCGACAGGAUGCGCUCUCAGAAACUAAGACGCCGACCGGACAGCUGCCAUGCAUUCCAUCCAGAGGAAAAUGCCCAAGAAUGUGGAGGAGCUGCAGCGAUUUCAACCUCCUCAACUUUGCUCCUGUUUCUGUUGGCAACAACAGCUCUUCUACUGCGGUGACGAAGUGCACUGCAGUCCUUACAUUGAACCUGGACUGCUAUUUUCACAUGGACCACAAACUCAUCACUCCUGAAGGAUUUCCUAGGACUUUCUCACUUGUAUUUACAAAUGAGACAGGAGGAGGAUAAUAACUAUCAGACAAAGCUAA
Molecule: messenger RNA, 2602 nt
Organism: Pantherophis guttatus
Lineage: Eukaryota; Metazoa; Chordata; Lepidosauria; Squamata; Colubridae
Source: RefSeq, a predicted model, not a curated record